Molecule: messenger RNA, 2269 nt
Organism: Chlamydomonas reinhardtii
Lineage: Eukaryota; Viridiplantae; Chlorophyta; Chlorophyceae; Chlamydomonadales; Chlamydomonadaceae
Exons: 3
Coding region: 58-1524 (488 amino acids)
Source: RefSeq, a predicted model, not a curated record
ACGCUGACCCCCAGCCCCUCCUUCGCGCCGAUCUAUGUGCCCCUUGACAACACGUCCAUGGCCCGCCUUCCUGGGCUGCUGCCCACCCUGGCAAGGCGCCAUGGCGAGGUCUUCGCCGGUGCAGGCGCGGGCGCCGUGGCACCCUCCUCGUUUGUCCAGGCCGCGUUUGGCGGCGGGGGCAUGCAGUCGUCUGCCACGCUGAACGCCGUCGGCUGGGGCCUGUUCCAGCUCGGGGGUGUGACCUCCCGCAACGCCCCCUUCGCCAACUACAUCACCACGGACGGGGUGGCCUGCAGCGUGGCGCGAGAAGCGCACAACAAGCCGCUGGCCACGGCGACCGCGCCCGCCGAUGCGGAGGAGCUGUGCACCCUGGAGGAGAUGAAGGCCACGCAGAUCAUCGGUGUGGACCCGUGCGGGGGAGGGAAUUGGUUCAUGGCAGCACGGUCUCCGCCGUACCAGCCAGGGCCCUGGGCUUGGGAGGGUGUCAGGGAGGGUGUCAGGGAGGGUGUCAGCCCUGCCCAGCGCUCCCUGCUCGAGCUGCACGACAAGCAGCUGGAUGAGGAGUUGUUCCCUGGGCAGCUGCCGCCGGAGCCGCGUCGCAGGCGCAAGGGUGGCGGGCGCAAGGGGGGCGGGCGCAAGGGGGGCCACCGCCGGAAGCAAUCGAAGCACUGGCAGCCGCGAGCCAGGACAGCGCGGCGGCGGCGCCAGAAGCGGGGCCGAUUCCAUAUGAGCAUGGGCCACUGGCGGCACAUGUCAGGCCUGGAACGACUCCAGCCAAACCGCCCACAGCUUGCGCCAGCCCUGCAGGCGUACGUCGGCGGUAUCCCCACGGCGGCGACCGCGUCGGCGGCCCGGUUUGAAGAGCGCCUGCGCUACCUCUUCGUCAGUGGGGCGGCAGGGCAGGCGGCGGGGCAGGAGGCGGGGCAGGCGGCGGGGCAGGAGGCGGGGCAGGCGGCGGGGCAGGCGGAGGCGGCGGGGCCGGCAGAGGCGGGGCCCCGGGGCGCGGUGCACGUGCUGUGGCACUACCACUUCUCCGCCUUCCGCCGAAAGCGCUGGGCUGCGUUCAUCCAGCGCGACCGCGCGCUCCACCGCGUCGCCAAGCAGCUCACGGGCGGCAGGCCCAAGGAGGAGGUGGUGGUGGGGUGGGGUUCGUGGGCCUUCCAGGGAGGGAAGGGCGGCUCCCCCAUCUCCGUCAGGGGCGGGCGCGCGCCGACGGGGCGGCUCAUCAAGCUGCUCCGUGAGCGCUACGCCAAGCAUGUGUUCAUCAUCGAUGAAUACAAGACCUCCAAGACCUGCUACAACUGCGGGUGUCAGGAGAUGGCCAUCAAGCGGCUUGGGGGGCUGAAGGAGGGGCAGCGGCCCUGGUCGGUCAAAGUCUGCAACGACUGCUUGACGACCUGGAACCGCGACGUCUCCGCCGCCAACGUGAUCCGUGUGCUCCUCCUGCUGAAGCUGAUGGGCUUCGAGCGGCCGACCAAGCUGCAGCGGCCGCCAUGGCCGCCGCCGGCGGCGGGGCCAGGCUGAGAGCCUGAACGGCGCUAGCAGGGCGUGGGGCUGAGGGUGCACGUGUUGAUUGGCGGCGAGUGACGUGACUAGUUUGUUAGCUGCGGGUUAGCACGGACUGUGCACCCCACCCAACCGGCCAUGUCCGGAUUUGCGGGGAUGCCAAAGGCCCCCAACAUAGAGGCGUGUGCUUAGUAGGCACCCGCGUCAAGGUGGCUGGGUUGAUAACGACCCGGGAUCAGCCCUUGUCCUGCCAUAAGGCAGCCACCUCCUUGUUAUUGUUCUUUUGGGGAUGGGAGCUGUCCGGCCAUGCGUCUCUUGUGAUGACGCGAAGGGCUCUGAGGAGGCACAGGCCGGUUGGGGACAGGGCGCUGGGGAUGGGCGAUGGAGCGGGCGGUGGCGUGGCCGUCUGAAGGACCUAGACCGCAGCGGCCCGGCAGCCUGCGGUGGCAUGGGCUGUCGUGCGAUGGGACAGGCCAUUGGCGUAGCCCCGUAUGGGACUGCCGUAUCCAGGCCGGCAACGGGCAACCGCGAUAUCCUUGGCAACAUCUGCGGUUUAUCACGUGCAAACCUAUGAUUGCAAGUAAAAAUGACCAGACAUGUCUGUCUGCGCUUCCGCGGCUCGCACCGUACAUCACAAGCAAGCGGGUGGCGCUAGGGUACCCGCUGCCCAGGUGUCCGCGUUGGUCGGCAUGUCCUUCUUGCCGUUGCCAAUCUUAGUAAACACGAACACGAUCACGCUGUCGUGAUGUAAAAUGGCACGGAU